This is a messenger RNA of Schistosoma haematobium, 4946 nucleotides long. RefSeq lists its product as uncharacterized. The transcript is spliced from 4 exons. Gene Ontology annotation, molecular function: phosphatidylinositol-5-phosphate binding. Gene Ontology annotation, biological process: regulation of signal transduction. Gene Ontology annotation, cellular component: plasma membrane. The coding region runs from base 333 to 1343 and encodes 336 amino acids. The record is from RefSeq and is a predicted model, not a curated record. NCBI's taxonomy places the organism in Eukaryota, Metazoa, Platyhelminthes, Trematoda, Strigeidida, Schistosomatidae.
GUUUUAAACGAGGCAUUUAGUUAACGCUUAUACUAGAAUUAUUGGGAAUAUACGAACUUGUAUGAUACGGUCAGAAGUGCGUUCGAAUGUUCCGUAUUUUGUCCUCAAACGGAUUUUUGAAAGUCUUUGCGAAAUGUGACCAAUUUUAAAGACAGCUCAAAAAUAUCCGAAGAAUUUUGCAUUAUGCUCUUGCUUGUGUUGGAGUAAUAGUUCUGAGUAAUUAUUCCUUGAUACUGACUUAUUUUGAAUUGAUACAUGGAUUUAUGAGGCAUUCUGAUUUCUAGAACAGGUUUCUAAAUACAGUAAAAUUUAAUCACAGUUUUUCCAAAACGAUGGUUCCUGGUGCAACUAUGUUCUCGUUUCAGUCUGAAAGUUGUAAAUCAAACGAUUCAGAACUAUAUUUUGGAGAAACCAGUGGAGUUUCGAAUUGGGAUUUGAAUUAUCAGCGUGUAGAUACAGAAUCAAUGAAACUGUACAGUGGUUUAGUGUUGACUGGAAGUACGAACUCAAGUAUUAAGAAUCGAAACAAUUUAUCCCAAUUAAAAAUGGAAUCCUGUGAUAUUGAUGGUCAUGAUUAUACGUUCAGUGAACACUUUGUCUCCAGUAUUUGCAUGUUAUCUGAAUCAAGUAAUUCUUAUGCCACUAGUUCAUACUUGCACUCUUCAGAACAACUUUCACAUGAAAGCUCGCUCAGAUUUAUUGGAAAAAGUAGUACAGAUUGUUCUGAAUCAGAUAAACAGGAUUCCAGAUCAGAAAAACAAAAGGAAAAGCUUAUUUCAAAUGAUUCUGGGAAAGGAUAUCAACAUAUGGAUCAAAGAAGCAGUAGGCGAUUAGUUCAAAACAAGGAGAAAAACUUCUCAUUUACGUUAGCUAAUGAUAUCUUUAACAUCAGUCAAUCAUCUGAAUCAAUUAAGUCGGCUUUACAACUAUCAUCGCACCUAACCGAUGAUCCCAUUCAACAUUUUCAUGCUCGUCACUAUGCUAAACUAAGUCAGUAUAUGAUGUUUGUCCAUAAUCAUCUUCCCAUUCCGAUUGCAAUUACUGUAGAAAACUCCCGAGGAUCAACAGUAUCAGCCUAUAUAUUUAAAAAAAAUAGCGACAUGCAUAUGAGAAAUACUCUGCAUUUUUUAGGAGCCGAUUCAUUAAAAUUCAAUCCUAACAAAAAGAGCAGUAAACCUUUACAAAAAAUAUCUUCAAAUUUAAUCCUUCAUUUUGCUUGCCAAAAGCAUUAUUCUCAAUGUUUAUACCCUGGACCACUUCAAAACAAAUGCUUUAGUGUGAAAACAAAAUAUUAUGUCUUUUGGAUGCAAGUAUGUCAGUUACGACUAGAUAGCUUAUUUUGAUAACAAUAAUUAUAUAAUUAGGAAUUCAUAUGAUAAUGCGGUUCCAUAUACUAGCCUAUCCAAAAAUUUUAAAUUAACGUUAGUAAAUUAUUAGGUGAACUUGUAAACAAAUAUUUCUGGGUUUUGUCCGAAUGUGAGUAGUUCAGGACUGAUCUUAUACUUCAAGGAUCCACGCUUCGUGAGACGCACUUGAUCGAAUAAUUUACCAUUAUUAUUUAAUUUGUUUUGCCUGUGUUUCCUAAAACCAUUUUAUAUCCUCCCCAUCAUCUUUCACUUGGCCUUAUUAUCAUAUACAUUUUUGUGUUCAUUUAUGAUUCCAAAGGUAUCUUAAUUCCAUUGAUCUAAGUUUGAUGGUUGGAAGAAAUAGGUAGCACUGAACCUACGUUUUAUGUUACCACCAAUUCAUAAGGUACCUCUGGAAUCUCGAAGGGUAACAGCCCCGGUAACUACUGACAUUAACUGGCUUCACCAUCAUUAUACACAUUUAAAAUGGCUUCAUCUUAUGCCUUUCUCAGUACCGGGGUUUGCUCUUCGUAUUAAGUUAUACUACUUCCUUGAAUUAUUACUGUUAGUACUGUCAUUAUCCUAACUAACGGCAAUAAACGAAGCAUCAUCAGAGAACGAAAAUAGAUUAUGGUAUGCUAAAAUAUAUACACACCAAAAGCCUAGUAUAUCAUAUAUAGGAUAAACUCAGCUCAAACCGAGCAAAAUAAAAUUUCAAUGCCUAAAUUUUCUCAUAGUUGUUGGUACUGGAAGUACAGUUUCACCACACGAAACCUGUUCACAUAACCCAUUCAUCAAUGUGCUUGUUACGUAAUAUGUGGAAUGAAUUAACAAAUGAAAGCUUACACAAUUUAUCCUGUCACGGAAGUGAUCUGAACCCGUCAAAAACAUAUGGGGACAGUCCACACAACACGAAUAAUAAUGCGACAUCUGGACCGGAACCUAUUUAUGGUUCUCCACUGAGGCAACCAGAAACUUUGAUAGGCAAAGAAUUAUAUACAGAAUCUAAAAUACAUGCAUGGAAUUCUUUGAAGAUAGAGUCGAAGAAAAAGAGAAAACGUCAAUCGAGUUUCUUCUUUAUAGCCACCCACUCCUAUCCAACAACCAAACAUCUCGAUAAACUUUUGAAAGAGCUGAAGGAAAUUGGUUAUUUUGAACUAUUUCAAAUGAAGAAAACAAAAAUGCCGGUAAGUGAUUUAUUCGAAAUAAAUUAUCAAAUAUUAUAAAAUUUAUGGUACUUUUUGACAGACCUUAUUUGGAAAUAACCAUAACCUCAGUUAGUUAUUUUGUCUAUGAACGUUCAACAAAUAGAAAUCCAAGAGAUUUUACUUCAAGUGAAUAAUUUAAUUAUUACUAAAAAAAGAUUAAACUUACAGUUCUGAUUUUUAUCAUCCAGUAAUCAAGAACAUACCUAUAUACAUUUAAAGGUAAUUAAAUCAAAAUACACGGGAUAAUAUAAGAGAGAAGCAAAGUGGACUCAUUUAAACCAAGAAUUUCAUCAUACUACUUAUUAAAAAAAGAUAAAACGUCAUGCAAAACAGAGAUGUUGAAUCGACCUUAAUCACUCAAAUUAAGAUAAAUAAACAGUUAUGCAAUUUAUUUAGAUGGCAAAAUCAUUGACAAACUGUUAAGUAAACAACAGUCGUGGUACAAUCUUUUUAUAAAACUCAACUAAGUUAAUAAACCAUAAUGUCUACAUAAGUUCCCGUAUAGACUAAGUUUCACGACAUAUUUCGUUGGAGAAAAGUCAGCCAAAAUACAUUGCAAUUUUGAUAAGCUUAUCCUAGAAAAAGUAACGAUCAAGAUAUUAUGCGGUGAAGAUGAAUGUAUGCAUGAAUCACUGGUGGUUAAUUAGAGAGUAGCCUAUUUCCUAUCCACACUGUUUAUGAUCAAACUUAUCGAUACAGUGAUUUACUUUACUAACUAAUAUCAUGUUGGGAAUAUUUAAGUUUCCAUUUAUGGCAGAAACAAAGUAUUUAUUUGCUGAGGUUAAUUGUGAAGAGUUUUACGAUUAAAAAAUAGCUUUCAUUACUAUCUGAGAUCGCUUAUAGAGCCACCAAAUACUAAGGAAUGCUGAGUAACAGCUUAGAACUCUUCAGUUUGCGCAGGAUCCAUAAAAUGGUUCUUAAGCUAAGUUUAUUUAAUGGGAAAAACUAGUUUCAAUUAUUUUUUACUUGUCAUACGGGAUUUUACGCCAUAUGUAUAUGUAGAGAGAAACUAAUCAUAGUCGAACUCGUAAAUAUCAAUGUAUUGAAAAAUUAUUAUAUAACACCAUGUACAUACGUUACCUUUCAUGUACAUUAUCAGCCCCAAAAUCUUAAUCAUAAAUACCUGGGAACCAUUCAUACACAAUCUCUUAGUGAAUUGAAUUCACAGACAAAUAAAUCAGGUCACGACUAAAUUGCACCAAGAGAUUUAUCUUUGACUUGAAUUCCGCUUCACAGAAAACAAGGGGUAUACAACACUCCAGAACUAGUAUUCUAAAAUAUCCAAUCUUUAAAUUGAGAAAACAUUUACAAGCAUUCUAUGUCAAUAGUAAUUAUCCUGUCCAUAUAACAUACGCUUUGACAAAUUCUCGUGGUUAAAUUAUAUCAUUUGUUUUAAUAGAAAGCAUAUACCGAAAAAGUACAAUGGGAUUGUUUUGUUUGUGAGAGUAGUGAUGAAGUUUGGAAGGACCAUUCUGCAGGGACUGUAUGUAUGACAGGAAUCAACGGAAGAAAAAAACAUGAAACUUCCGUACAGGGAAACGUGAUUAACUUAGAUUACGAGCUUAACCCCCUGAAUCCGCGACUAACUGGCACACUAAAGAUAAAGCAUAUCAAAACUAUCCCACGUGCAUUAGCAUGGAUAACAAGUUGGCAGGUACGAGAAUUUAAACUAGAAGAUGGAUUUAUUGCGUGGAAAUAUUUUGAAACGAAGCAUAACAUCAGUUGGCCAAAGUUACCUAUUUUCAAAGCUGGUUGCGAAAAGUCAAAUCAGCAGUCAUCCUACAGAGAUGUUUCAUCAUUAAAAACCAGAACGAAAAAGAACUGGUCCUACCUUUCAGUGGAUGAAAUUCUACACGUAAAAGGUAAUUACCAAAAAGGCACUCCACAUCUUGAUCAUCUCGAAAUCCAAACAUGUGAUCACGGUACGUGGUUAGUAAAGCCACACAUAAAUGGGCAUUGUAAUGAUUUACUUAAAUCAAACACAGUGAAUUCAACUAGAGAUCGUUUAAUUAGUGACUACUUAGACUUAUGGUUACGUGGAUUGCAAAUCGCUAUGGUGCGAUCUAGCCAAAAAUGAAUUACCAUAAAUAAUAAUGGAAUGAAAAACGAGUCAAUUAUCAAUUUUAACAGCGUGAGGCGUGAUUGAUUAGUUGACAGUGAUACAAAGUGACUUUAGUUCUAACUCGAAUAUAGCGUUUUUACAUAUUUACUCAAUGUGUUGUUGGGGUGAGAAAAUGUAAUGUGAUGAAUAGAUUUUCCCGGAAAUCACCUUUAAAUACGACUCAAUCGAUAAACCAUUAACAAACGCAGUGUAUAUUUACCAAAUGGGUAAGUAAAUCAAUUCCUUUGAAGGAAAUUUACCAACGAAAUAAAAUUAAUUUAAAAUCACUGU